ACUUUUUCCAUAUAAUAGAGGGGAGCAGAACGACAACUUCUAAAAGAGAGAGAGACAACAGCUAAUGGUGGUGGACUAACACUGCAAACCUAAAGUGAACAGAUCAUAAAAUGUGUAAAGGAUUAGCUGCCCUGCCCCAGACAUGUCUGGAAAGGGCUAAGGAGAUCAAGACUAAAUUGGGAACUCUGCUUCAGAAGCCAGAGAAUUCCUUCGACCUUAUUAUCCCCUACCAAGAAAAGCCUGAGAAGAAACCAGAGAAGCUUCAGAAACCCACACCUGAAGAAGCAGCCCAGUGGCGUGAGUCCCUUGAUAAGGUCUUGUCCAACAACUACGGCCUGGCCACCUUCAAGAGCUUCCUUAGAUCUGAGUUCAGCGAGGAGAAUAUUGAGUUCUGGGAGGCUUGUGAGAACUUCAAGAAGACCAAGUCCCCCCUGAAAAUGGCCACCAAAGCCAAGAAGAUUUAUGAGGACUUCAUUCAGACUGGUGGGCCCAAAGAGGUGAACAUCGACCACUUCACCAAAGAUGUGACUUUGAGGAACCUGGUGGAUCUUUCUCCCGCCACCUUUGAGCUGGCUCAGAGCCGGAUCUACACCCUGAUGGAGAAAGACUCCUUCGGUCGGUUCCUGCGGUCUGAGCAGUAUCAGGAACUCAUCAAGUAAACUGACCUUCCCAGCUGCAGGGAGACUCUUUUUUUGGUCCCUUCCCCCUUCAUGUCAUAGAAAACACUUUAAUACCCAUUUUUUGGCACAUUUUUAAAGCUUAUUAAAUGAUACCACAGUUGCUUAUUUGGUGAAAGUGGAAAACACCGGGCACAGUUGCAAUGUCUCCCUGCAGCUGACUGAAACGGCCCAUUGCUAACAAGAACAUCUUAACAUAAAUUGUCAAAUUAAUGUGAUUCCUGCCCAGUGCUCUGAAUGUCAAAGUCAAGGACUUCAAUAAAAGAAGUUAAUGAUCAGGGUUUAAGAGACAGUAAACAUUGCUCCACAUAAAAGUGUGAUUUGUCAUUAGCAAACAUUUAAUUUUUACAACUGCAAAAUGCCGAGGAUUUGAGGCGCCUCUUAAAUUCUUGUAUAUAUGUCCUAUUAAUUGGAGUCACACUAUUUUCUGCCCCUGUAGACUAAAUAAAGACUAAAACCCAUCCCCGCUUGUAAUUUAUGGCUUUUCGGGUAAGUGCAGAAGUGGUUCAUGUACUUAUGAUGAGGACGUUCUGACCUGAGCAUCUAAGCACCAAGUUCAUCAAGGGGAAGAGGCCGGGGAAUGGGAACGGGAGAGCGUGGACUUUUUCUUGGAAAUGUCUGUGUUAAUAUUAAAAUGCCCAAAUGGUAAACCACAGGAAAACAUGAGGAAACAAUUCACUUAGUAUUGAAAGCUCCACAAUAUUUCAAUGCUAAAAAAAAAAGUGUGACAUGUUAAGAUGCACUCCAGUCUCUGGGAACUUGUUGUUUGGGUUACCGCUAUUGAAAGUUGCUAAGAUGGGAAUAUCAAGUAGGAGGGAAUCUCUAUAAAGCACUGGGCACAUUUUUUUUUUUUUUCUAAAGGCAAUGUUUAUUCCCAUGCCACUUUAAAAGCAGAGCACAUUUAGAUUAAGUCAUGGAAACCCAAAACAUUGAUGAGUGAUUUUUUUCCUGACUUUCUACAGCAAACAUUUAUCACGGUAGCAUAAAUAUAUACAUAUUGUAAGACCUAUAAACUAUUAUACUCUAAAAAGGAAUGAUUACUGCAAAAUGUUAUUGAAGUUAACAUCUAUUAUUUGGUCUUAGCAUGUGCAGCCAGUCAUAAUUUGUAAGAAGUAUGCAAGUAAUUGCAGUCUGAACGGCAUAUCAAACGUAUGUAACCCACAAGUGUGAUAUUCAGUGUCCUUUUGCAUGUUUUUUUUUUUUUUUUUUAAUUAUUAUUUAAAGUGUGUUUCACACAUACUUAUACUCUUGCAUGUUUCUUUAUUAUACUGUGUGUGUAGCUGUGUCACUAAAUCUAAUAACAUUCAUACAUGAGUAGUGGUUGGUGCUUCCAGAAGUCCUUACUGAUGCCCCACAAAGCAAAUUUUUAGUUCACUGCAGGACAGGUUUAGUUUAAUAUGGCUUUCAAUGACUGGGCAUCACCAACAUAAACUAAGAGAAAUUAAAUUAAUUCUGCAAAUUUUAAGAGCAGCAACAGCUCUUUUAGUAAGAAUGCUUCUAUAAUUAUUUUAAAAUAAUUAUUCAAUUUUUGGUUAAUAAAUUAUAAACUUAUAUCAUAAUACGAUUUUUUGGGGGGGUGGUUGGAAUUGUCAAAAUUGUCAGUAAGGACUACAGAGUACCUUGCUUAUACAAGAAAUCUGCAUAAAUACUAUAUGCAUGUAUGUUUGUAGUUGAUCAUAUAAAAUCCAUAAUCACAUUAAAGUUCUGAAGAUUUA
Molecule: messenger RNA, 2392 nt
Organism: Ctenopharyngodon idella (grass carp)
Lineage: Eukaryota; Metazoa; Chordata; Actinopteri; Cypriniformes; Xenocyprididae
Gene: rgs5a
Product: regulator of G protein signaling 5a
Exons: 5
Coding region: 111-659 (182 amino acids)
Source: RefSeq, a predicted model, not a curated record